Molecule: messenger RNA, 1378 nt
Organism: Silurus meridionalis
Lineage: Eukaryota; Metazoa; Chordata; Actinopteri; Siluriformes; Siluridae
Product: microfibril-associated glycoprotein 4-like
Exons: 6
Coding region: 230-988 (252 amino acids)
Biological process (GO): elastic fiber assembly
Source: RefSeq, a predicted model, not a curated record
UGGCAGAAUGUUUGCAUGUACAAACUGGUUAAAAUUUAACCCACCACCAGGAGACUUGGGAAUAUGACCUGCAUUUACCAGAAUGUUCUGCAGAAAUGUUCUUUCUGGAAAACACAUGAUGCAGCGAGGUGGAGUUUCAGAGGACAGCAGGAUUUAAAACUUUUUAGCCAAAUCCUGACCUUCUGCAAUUAAACUGAAGUGUAUUCAUGAGCAGCUGGGGGAAAGUAAAAUGACUAGUCCUGUAUUUUCAGUGUUUUCAGUCUCCUGGACUCUUCUGCUCCCCCUGCUGGUUGAGAGUAUUCCUAUUUUUACCAAAACCUUUCCUUUAGAUUGCUCUGAUGUUUAUUCUAACGGACAAACGCUCUGUGGCGUUUACACCAUUUACCCUACAGAGGACACACCUGUACAGGUGUACUGUGACAUGGAAUGUGGGGAAGGUCAAGCAAAGCAUGAGAAGUGGACGGUGUUUCAGAGGAGAAUGGACGGCAGUGUGAACUUCUUCAGACCAUGGGAACACUACAAGAAAGGGUUUGGGAGUUUGAAUGGAGAAUACUGGCUGGGACUGGAGAACCUCCAUCAAAUCACUCGAAAGGGAAAAUAUGAGCUGAAAGUGGACCUGCAGGAUUUCGAGGGAGCAUCUGUUUAUGCACAAUACACUUCUUUCUCUGUGGAAUCGGAAAAUAAUGGCUACAAACUCAAUGUGAACGGCUUCAUCAAUGGAGGUGCAGGUGAUUCUAUGGUUGUACACAACGGGCAGAAAUUCUCCACCUUCGAUAAAGACCAGGACUUAGAUGCACUUGGGAACUGUGCUAAACGCUACCUCGGGGCUUUUUGGUACCAAAAGUGUCAUGAUGCUAACCCUAAUGGGAUUUACAUGUGGGGACACAAUGGAACUUAUUUUGCCACAGGAAAUGUGUGGAAUACUUGGAAAGGACUUGAUAAAGGUCUCAAGUACAUCGCAAUGAAGAUCAGACCUGUAGCAAAGUGAUGGGUUUCUCUUUAUAACUUCACUGUUCUUAAUGGAGGAGUUUGGCAUUGAAGUGAAAAUGGAAGUGAUGGUGUUUGGUGUUGCUGAAGGUGGAAGUGAUAGUAGAGGUGAUGAUGAUUAGUUAGAUAGAAGUUUAUCCGAGCCGGUGGUGAUGGUACUGAAGGAAUAAAAUUCCCUUGAACAACACGAGGAAGAACUUUUGAAAGGAACCAGAUUCAGAAGGGACCCAUCUUCAUCAUAUUGACACUUAAUGUCCAUUCACUAAAGUUUUAUCAUUGUUGAGGUCAACAACUAUUUACUGAUGAAAUCUCAAGUGUAAAUCUGUUUAUGGAAAUUGCUGAAAUUGUUCAUUCAACAUUCCAAAAUGUAAAUAAAAACAGAAUGCAAUGA